ACACAAGAGAACAAGAACAACAAAAAACAAAAAGUAAAACACUAAAGCCCUAGCUAGUGUCUUCAUCCUCAAGAGGCAGCCAUAGCCAUACUUCCCACCUUCACCGUCCUUUCCAAACGCAUUAAUGGCCACACACAACCUGCUUCAUCUAACGCCGUUACCGUCAUCUUCCUCCUCCUCAAUCUCCACCGGCUGUUCCCUUUCCCCUUUCUUCUUAAAAACCUCUGACUCCUCUAAACCUCGCCGUCACCGCCGUUCCGCCGUAUGUUGUUCUUUCUCCUCAUUGGAGUCCGCAAAAAUUAAGGUUGUCGGUGUCGGCGGCGGCGGCAACAAUGCCGUUAACCGCAUGAUUGGUAGCGGCUUACAGGGUGUUGAUUUUUAUGCUAUAAAUACUGAUUCACAAGCGCUAGUGCAAUCCGUUGCGCAAAACCCAAUUCAAAUUGGGGAGCUUUUGACUCGUGGAUUAGGUACUGGGGGGAAUCCGCUUUUGGGAGAACAGGCUGCGGAGGAGUCGAAGGAGGCGAUUGGGAAUGCGCUUAAAGGGUCGGAUCUUGUGUUUAUAACGGCGGGUAUGGGUGGUGGGACUGGGUCCGGUGCUGCGCCGGUUGUGGCGCAGAUAGCGAAAGAGGCGGGGUAUUUGACUGUUGGUGUUGUGACUUAUCCGUUUAGCUUUGAAGGGCGUAAAAGAUCAGUACAGGCUUUAGAGGCUAUUGAGAAGCUGCAAAAGAACGUUGACACUCUUAUAGUGAUCCCAAAUGACCGUUUACUGGAUAUUGCUGAUGAAAACACACCUCUUCAGGAUGCUUUUCUUCUUGCUGAUGAUGUUCUCCGCCAAGGAGUUCAAGGAAUCUCAGAUAUAAUUACCAUACCCGGGCUGGUAAAUGUGGACUUUGCAGACGUUAAAGCCGUUAUGAAAGAUUCCGGAACCGCAAUGCUUGGUGUCGGGGUUUCCUCUAGUAAAAACCGAGCUGAAGAAGCAGCUGAACAAGCAACUCUUGCUCCCUUGAUAGGAUCAUCAAUCCAAUCUGCUACUGGAGUUGUUUAUAAUAUUACCGGAGGGAAGGACAUAACUCUUCAAGAAGUCAAUAGGGUCUCUCAGGUGGUAACGAGUUUGGCAGAUCCAUCAGCAAACAUUAUUUUCGGGGCAGUGGUGGAUGAGAGGUACAACGGGGAGAUUCACGUGACCAUCGUUGCUACAGGAUUUGCACAGUCGUUUCAAAAGUCUCUUCUUGCUGACCCGAAAGGAGCGAAACUUGUUGAUAGAAAUCAAGAAUCUACACAACCUUUGACCUCUCCGAAAUCUUUGACCAUGCCUUCUCCCGCUCAGUCUCGGCCUGCAAGGAAACUCUUCUUUUAAACAAGCUUUAAGGUCUUCUGUUUUCAUGUUCUUUAAUGUUAUUUGUUUGGCUUUUUUUUCCUUUUCUUUCAGUAUCUUGCACUGAGGAUGUGUAGUAGUUUAAGUAAUUGUUGCAGAUGACGUUUUUAGCAAAUUGUAAAUUUAAAGGCUCGGUAACAGGUGCUGUUGGCAUUCGAGCCACCACGAGUUAGUGAAAACCCGCUGCUCGCUUCUUGCAUUUGCAUA
Helianthus annuus (common sunflower) is the source of this 1582-nucleotide messenger RNA. Its product is annotated as cell division protein FtsZ homolog 1, chloroplastic. The transcript is spliced from 6 exons. Gene Ontology annotation, cellular component: cell division site; chloroplast; microtubule. Gene Ontology annotation, molecular function: GTPase activity; GTP binding. Bases 125 to 1357 code for a protein of 410 amino acids. The record is from RefSeq and is a predicted model, not a curated record. NCBI's taxonomy places the organism in Eukaryota, Viridiplantae, Streptophyta, Magnoliopsida, Asterales, Asteraceae. Gene Ontology annotation, biological process: chloroplast fission; cell division; microtubule-based process.